Messenger RNA from Ceratosolen solmsi marchali, 1361 nucleotides. RefSeq names its product zinc finger C4H2 domain-containing protein. Gene Ontology annotation, biological process: positive regulation of neuron differentiation. Lineage: Eukaryota; Metazoa; Arthropoda; Insecta; Hymenoptera; Agaonidae. Bases 471 to 1220 code for a protein of 249 amino acids. Gene Ontology annotation, cellular component: nucleus. The record is from RefSeq and is a predicted model, not a curated record. The transcript has 5 exons.
ACAGGCGAGGGUUGACUUUCACCUUCUCUCGCUGAUGCAUCUCCAGCGGGCAGCUGCGUAAGAUAAAGCCAGCUUACUUGGCCGUGCGUUGUACAAUUUUGGAACGCGCACCCUCUUCAUGAUCCUGCCGAGGGUAGAGAAACUGUCGUGAUGUUACAAAGCCAUGUAGUCGUUUAAAUCCAAGUUUUUUUUUUUCGAUAUGGGCCGCGAGUGCCUGGAGCAUGUGUGUUGAGUUUGUGAUGCGUUGUUUUAUUGGGUAAGGGGGAAGGGUAAAUUAUUAUUUUCGCCCAUAACCUCGAAAGGCAUACCCCACGAACAAAGAAGCCGAAAAUAAUGCAGCAGUGGAGGCAAUAUCUCUCUUUCGAUUACAUUAUGCUUUUUGCCAAUGCGAGAAGCCGAUUUUAGGGAGAUCGUAGCGAGGAUUAUGAGAGUUAGUUGAACGUCCGGUACAUUGGUGCAAAUUUAGAUAAAUGUUGACAAUGGCAACUCCGGAGGGAACGAUUCUCUUUGCAAAGCUCGAAGCUUUGAAAGAUAUCAGGUCGAAAACUAUCCAGUUAGACAAGAUAAAGCAGAGAAUCUUCCAGGAAGUAGAGCUAACCGAACAAGAAGAUAAAUGCUUGAUGGAGUAUAAACAGGAAAUGGAUUUGCUGAUGCAAGAAAAAAUGGCUCACGUCGAAGAGCUUAGACAAAUUCAUGCCGAUAUCAAUGCCAUGGAAUCGGUUAUUAAGCACGCAGAAGAGGCGAGAAAUCGUGCUAGGGAGGCUGCUAAGAUAAUUCACAACAAUGAUUAUCAGCCCUUGAAACACGAUAUCGACAGAAUGAGAAGAGAUUACUUGGGACUCGAAAGACUGCCUGAACUUUAUGAAAUUGAUAACGAUAUAACUCCAGAUUAUUUUGAACGUGCCGUACAAAAAGCAGAGUGGCGUAUGGACGUACGUGGCGAAGAUUUACUACCUCCAUUAAGUAUGCAUUCCCACGGUAGUCAUCCUGGAAGCAAUGCCUUUUUAGCACCUCAGCCUUUACAGGGUUCAAGUAAAGCGGAACCUAGACCACUCCCUCCUGCACCUGGCCCACCAGCUCCAACAUUUCGACAACAACCACCACCUAUGAAAUCAUGUCUUUCUUGUCAUCAGCAGAUCCAUAGGAAUGCCCCCAUAUGUCCUCUAUGCAAAGCCAAGUCACGAUCUCGUAAUCCCAAGAAGCCAAAAAAGAAAGACUAAGUCUAGCGCAAUAAUUCAUUUAAUCAUUCAUUUAUUAAUUCAUGUUAAUCACUUCAUAAUUAUAGUAUAAUCACAAAUAUCUUUGAUUCAAUUGUUAGAAUCGCUUGAUUCAAACUUAGAGCAGAAUUAAUAGAAAUAAGA